Rotaria sp. Silwood2 is the source of this 1504-nucleotide messenger RNA. The record is from the annotation of a GenBank genome assembly. Lineage: Eukaryota; Metazoa; Rotifera; Eurotatoria; Philodinida; Philodinidae.
AUGGUACAUUCCAACACAUCUCAACAACAAGCGUUCUUUUCAAUCGGUCAACCAUCGGUUAAUGUAACGGAGCACCCUCAGUCAAUAAUGAUUAAUCCAACAGUAUCCUCAACGCCAAUAUCAGCUUGCAUCAAAAGAGGGCGCAACGACACUAGUGGUAUUUCAGAUUCGAAUGUGCAAGUGCGACACCAAUAUCCUCAAAACAAUCCUAUUGUUAAUUCUAGUUGUACACCUGUGAAACAUCUACGAGGUAUGAACCAGCCCACCGUUCUAACUUCAAAUAGGUCACAACAAUCUUCAGUCGAAGCUUGUCGCUUUGCAACGGCCAGAUACGUGCGCUCACCUUUAUCGGUAAUUUUUGCACAAGAAGUUCGGGACAAAAUGGUUCUAGAUUAUCUAACCAAAAAUAUAAACGAAAAGUGUAAUUUCAAGUUAAAAAUGGUAGCAUAUACACUGCAAAAAAAUGUAAAAUAAAAAACGAUUAAAGUGUUUAUGAUAGUGCAAUGUGUAACGCAAACCCUUUUCAACCAUUGAUUAAGUCGUCAUGAACCCUUCUAUAAACCCUUUAAAAAGUGUUUAAUAGGGAAUUUAUAAACGUUAAAUAUUCUUUCUCGAAGGUUUUCCCUAGACUGAAAGGAUAGGGUCUAGAAGGCGAAAUUUACCUAUGUCUGUCUGUAACACUUGGUACAAAUGACCAUUUUAAUGGUACAAAGUACCAUAGUCGUAGUACAAGUGACCAUAUAUUUGACACAAUUGUACAUCUUCAUUAUAAAAUUGACUGUUUCUGUGGUGUAAUUCACCAUUUUCACGCCACAAUCAACUAUUUCUAUGGCACAGUUGAUCAUUCUUAUGGCUAAAAUAAGCAUUCCUGUAUCACAAUUGACCAUGCUUGCAUUUGAAAUGGCCAUUACUUAGGCAUAAUUCACCCUGUUUUUGUCGUUAUAAUUAACUAAGCAUAAGUUUUAUAAUAUAUAUUAGCAUGUUUGAAUAUUUUAUGUGAACUAUUUGAAUAUAUCGAUAGUAUAUAAUACUAGACAUGUUACAAAUAAUAAUAAUUUUUUCCUAAUCUCAUCCACACACAGAAUUCAUUCUUUUUUUAAUAUAAAGAUAUCUUGAUCAUCAUACCGUCAGUAUAAGUCCAAAUGAAUCGACAUUGGAUGUCGAUCAGCGUUACUUGUAUGUAAGGAUUUAUCAGAUUCAUAAAUCCUUAAACGGAUUGUGACAUAUUGCGCUUGCAUGAACCUAUGAAAAGGGUUGAUACUCCACAUAAACGGUCGUAUAUCAUCCUCGAAACUGUUUCUAAAAAGGGUUGAUUAAAAUUAGAUACCCACGAUGGGCUCUUAGAAACGGUAUUGGAAAGCAUUAAUGAUAAGGUAUAAUGAGGCGAUUCUUGAUCUCAGUUAUUGUUUUUAGGGUAAAUGCUAGGAUAUAUAGAGUGAUUCAAGAAUGCUUAUUUUAGCCAUAAGAAUGAUCAACUGUGCCAUAGAAAUAGUUGAUUGUGGCG